AUGCGGGUCUGGAUUGCAGGACGAUUCAACCGAGGAUAUGCUGGACGGAUGGAUCACAUGUGGGAUUACAGAGUAUUCGACCGUAAGCAGAGUGGAGUGCAUAAGCGCAUCAUAUAUGUGAAUCCAAUUACUGGCGGUGUCCACUAUGCCUGGGAUCUGGUAACAAAAGUACUCCCAGUGGUAAUCUGGGACGGUGCCGGGACGCUAUUCUAUCUUCGGCGGGAGGAGCCGCUGGUGGGUCUCAGGGUGGCCUAA
Molecule: messenger RNA, 255 nt
Organism: Aspergillus nidulans FGSC A4
Lineage: Eukaryota; Fungi; Ascomycota; Eurotiomycetes; Eurotiales; Aspergillaceae
Exons: 2
Coding region: 1-255 (84 amino acids)
Source: RefSeq, a predicted model, not a curated record